AUGGGCGUGGGCACUGGGCGCAGGGAUGCAGUGGCGCCCACUGCAUCUGGUUCAAAGAUUCCUUUUUAUGUAUUACUGCUCAUUGACAACGUACCUCAUCACCCAAGAGCUCUGAUGGAGAUGCACAAAGAGAUGAAUGUUGUUUUCAUGCCUGCUAACACAAGAUGCAUUCUGUUGCCCAAGGAUCAGGGGGUAAUUUUGACUUUCAAGCCUUAUUGUUUAAGAAAUACGUUUCGUAAAGCUAUAGCUAACAUAGAUAGUGAUUCUUCUGAUGUAUCUGAGCAAAGUAAAUUGAAAACCUUCUGGAAAGGAUUCACCAUUCUAGGUGCCUUUAAGAACAUUUGUGACUCAUGGGAGGAGGUCAAAAUACCAACAUUAGCAGGGGGUUGGAAGAAGUUGAUUCCAAUCCUCAGGUACGACUUUGAGGAGUUCAAGAAUCCAGCGGAGGAAGGAGCCGCAGAUGUGGUGGAAAUAGCAAGGGAACUAGAAUUAGAGGUGCAGCCGGAAGGUGUGACUGAAUUGCUACAAUCUCAUGAUAACACUUUAGUAACAGAUGAGGAGUUACUGCUUGUGGGUGAGCAAAGUAAGUGGUUUCUUGAGAAGGAAUCUACUCCCGGUGACGAUGCGGUGAACACUGUUGAAAUGACAACAGAGGAUGUAGAAUACUGCAUCAACCUAGUUGGUGAAGCAGUGGCAGGGCUUGACAGGACCGACUCCCACUUUGAAAGAAGUUCUACUGUGGGUAAAAUGCUAUUAAACACCACGAGUUACAGAGAACUCUGGUGCGAAAGGAAGAGCCGCUGUGGCAAGCUUCGUUGCCGUCUUGCUUAAGAAAUCGCCACAGCCACCCAACCUUCGGCAACCACCACCCAGGUGGGUCAGCAGCCGUCAGUACUGACGCAAGACCCUCCAUCAGGAGACAUAUUAUGACCCACAGAAGGCUCAGAUGAUUGUUAGCACUUUUUAGUAAUAAAGUGUUUUUAAAUUAAAACACUUUAUUAUAAACAGCAAUAUACAUUGCUGUUUUUAAGACGUAGUGCUAUUGCACAUUGAAUAGAAUGCAGUGUGUUGCAAAUGUAAGAUUUGUAUGCACCAGGAAACCAAGAAUUUGUGUAACUCAUUUUGUUGCAACACUGGCUUUCUUGUGGUGAUCUGGAACUGAACCUGCAAUAUCUCCGGGGUAUCCGUGCAUACUGAGACAGCUUACAUGCUCUUGUUUUUUUAUUGUCUUUUGCCCCAAUGAAAAGACCUCCACAGGUUUCCUUUAUUUUGUUCACUUCUGU
Microcebus murinus (gray mouse lemur) is the source of this 1283-nucleotide messenger RNA. The record is from RefSeq and is a predicted model, not a curated record. NCBI's taxonomy places the organism in Eukaryota, Metazoa, Chordata, Mammalia, Primates, Cheirogaleidae.